Molecule: messenger RNA, 960 nt
Organism: Sinocyclocheilus anshuiensis
Lineage: Eukaryota; Metazoa; Chordata; Actinopteri; Cypriniformes; Cyprinidae
Gene: chmp4ba
Product: charged multivesicular body protein 4Ba
Exons: 5
Coding region: 129-791 (220 amino acids)
Biological process (GO): late endosome to vacuole transport via multivesicular body sorting pathway; vesicle budding from membrane
Cellular component (GO): ESCRT III complex; cytoplasmic side of plasma membrane; multivesicular body
Source: RefSeq, a predicted model, not a curated record
GGAAGCAGAGAAAACAACAGCAAGCCUGUCGGGUCAGUGACAGACCGCAGCCGCACUGAGGUGUCCCGUCUAGACCAGUAGUCAAAAAUCAGUCUAAUAUCACUCCUUGCUGUCGUCCCGAGGGCAAGAUGUCUUUGUUUGGGAAGUUGUUUGGUAGCAGUGGAAAAGGGGGCAAAUCUUCAAGCCCCCAAGAGGCUAUCCAGCGACUGCGAGAAACAGAAGAAAUGUUGACCAAGAAACAAGAAUUCCUGGAGAAGAAGAUCGAACAGGAGCUUGUAACGGCCAAGAGAAACGGCACGAAGAACAAACGAGCUGCAUUGCAGGCACUGAAGCGUAAGAAGCGCUACGAGAAGCAGUUAGCUCAGAUUGAUGGCACUCUUUCUACCAUCGAGUUCCAGCGGGAGGCGCUAGAGAACGCGCACACCAACACCGAGGUCAUCAAGAAUAUGGGCUUUGCUGCUAAGGCCAUGAAAGCUGCCCAUGACAACAUGGACAUCGACAAAGUGGAUGAACUCAUGCAGGACAUCACAGAACAGCAGGAGCUGGCGCAAGAAAUUUCAGACGCAAUCUCAAAGCCUGUCGGGUUUGGGGAGGAAUUCGAUGAGGAUGAGCUGUUAGCUGAACUAGAGGAGCUGGAGCAGGAAGAGUUGGAUAAGAACCUCCUGGAGAUCGGAGACAAUGUACCACUGCCAAACGUGCCCUCUACAUCCUUACCUGCCAGACCAGCAAAGAAGAAAGAAGAAGAGGAUGAGGAUGACAUGAAAGACCUGGAGGCGUGGGCUGCCAAUUAAUGCUCCCCGAAACCCAUACGCUAUACAAGGCAUAAACCUCACUCCAAUACCUGUUACUAAAGGACCUGGAAGGACUCUUCAGUAUGUUACAGUAUGACGUCUUUGUGUCUAAAAUAGGUUCAUAUUUAAACACACACGAGAGGAAAACAAAAACAUAAAUGCAACUGCU